AUGCCCGCGGGAUACGUCGGGGACCUACGGAGUGGUGGCCUGUGCCCCCGGCGCGUCGACCCACACGCCGGUGAGAAGGACGUCCUGGGGCUUCCCUGGCGCGGCGGGGCGGGAUGGCCCCGGGCCGGUGUUGCGGAAGCCGGGCCAGCGCCGCGGCCGGAGCCUGGUCCCUGCGUCUGGGUGGAUGGGGCGUCGCGCGAGGGGAGUUGGGAGCGCGCGCUACUUGCACCACGCUGGCCGUUGGUCACAGACAGCGCCAGGGUCGGGGCGUGUGCUCAGGGGCUGGCUGGAGUGGCGGCCGCUGGCGACCUCCUGCAUCUACCCCAUUUUUGGUGGCCAGUACACCCCAUUAUUGGAUGCCAGGACGCCUCGGGACGAACGGAUCGGAAGCCGCGUGCAGUAGCCCGGUCGAAGGGCUGCCGCGCGUGGACACACCAAUACGGCUGCAUUGGUCUGCGUGCCACGUUCGAUAAGGUUAGCGCGCAGGCGCGUGGCAUCAGUCGUCUGAUGGUAGGACCCACCAACAACAGCGAAGCCUGUUUCGACUACGGCGGGGAUGGCAGCGACGGCAUGGGGACGGGAUAG
Colletotrichum orchidophilum is the source of this 585-nucleotide messenger RNA. RefSeq lists its product as uncharacterized. The transcript has a single exon. Bases 1 to 585 code for a protein of 194 amino acids. The record is from RefSeq and is a predicted model, not a curated record. NCBI's taxonomy places the organism in Eukaryota, Fungi, Ascomycota, Sordariomycetes, Glomerellales, Glomerellaceae.